ACCCGCAUCAGGAGCUGAAGUAGAAAAUGACUGACAGUCAUAACAGCCAAUUAAAAUCCCCAGCGCAAGAUAAUGAAUACAAAAAUAACCAAUCGGCUUCACAAAGGGGCGCGGCCUCCGAGUUACCUGUGAUGAAGACAACUGCCUGCCUGCCUGCUCGCGCUGAGUAGAUGAUGCUGAAAUCAGAUCGAUGAGCAAACAGGUGUUGAGCGCGAGGGUGAACAAAAACGGCUUUGUCUUUGCGCCAUCCUCAGGGAAAAUAACGCUUAAGCGUGUACCUACUGUCAUACAUUCUCAGCUAGGAUGGCUGCCGACUCCACCAUGAGAUCUGAAGUGGAGGAGCUGCAGAGGAGGACCAAUCAGGUGACAGAUGAGUCCCUUGAGGUCACUAGAAACAUGAGGCUUCUGCUGGAGGAGAGUAAAGAUGCAGGGAUCAGGACACUUGUUAUGCUGGACGAGCAGGGAGAACAACUGGACCGCAUAGAAGAGGGCCUGGAUCACAUCAACAAGGACAUGAAGGAGGCUGAGAAAAAUCUCACUGACAUGGCCAGGUGUUGCGGUCUGUGCAUCUGGCCAUGUACAAAACUAAAGGACUUUGAAGCAAGUGGGGCGUAUAAGAAGGUUUGGGGUAAUAACCAAGAUGGGGUGGUGUCUAGCCAGCCCUCUUCUCGAGUCGUGGAUGAGAGAGAGAAGAUGACCAUGAGCGGUGGAUAUAUUAGAAGAGUGACAAACGAUGCAAGGGAGGAUGAAAUGGAGGAAAACUUGGCACAGGUCGGCGGUAUCCUUGGCAACCUCAGAAGCAUGGCACUUGACAUGGGCAAUGAAAUCGACACUCAGAACGUCCAGAUUGAACGCAUUCAGAGCAAGGCCAUGGUCAAUGAAUCCCGCAUCAAUGAGGCCAAUCAGAGGGCCACAAAGCUAAUAUCAAGAUAAAAACAUGGGAUUUUCCUUUGUGAAACGUUUACAGUCUUCUAGGAGAAUGUGUGCACAUAUUGAUACAAAUUAUUAAGAUGUUUAUCUUUUAAAUGACUAUUUACAGAACUUGGAUUAUUGCAUACUGAUAUGACAGUAAGUAAUUAUUAUUAUGUUCCAACAACAGCUCUUAAAUACAUUAAGGAAAAAU
Messenger RNA from Sinocyclocheilus anshuiensis, 1123 nucleotides. Its product is annotated as synaptosomal-associated protein 25-like. The record is from RefSeq and is a predicted model, not a curated record. Gene Ontology annotation, molecular function: SNAP receptor activity; voltage-gated potassium channel activity; syntaxin-1 binding. Gene Ontology annotation, biological process: synaptic vesicle priming; synaptic vesicle fusion to presynaptic active zone membrane; exocytosis. Gene Ontology annotation, cellular component: plasma membrane; SNARE complex. NCBI's taxonomy places the organism in Eukaryota, Metazoa, Chordata, Actinopteri, Cypriniformes, Cyprinidae. The transcript has 8 exons. Bases 304 to 933 code for a protein of 209 amino acids.